Molecule: messenger RNA, 2901 nt
Organism: Crotalus tigris (Tiger rattlesnake)
Lineage: Eukaryota; Metazoa; Chordata; Lepidosauria; Squamata; Viperidae
Gene: LCP2
Product: lymphocyte cytosolic protein 2
Exons: 21
Coding region: 246-1850 (534 amino acids)
Biological process (GO): cell surface receptor protein tyrosine kinase signaling pathway; intracellular signal transduction
Molecular function (GO): protein binding
Source: RefSeq, a predicted model, not a curated record
UGAGCUACUUGAUGACAGGUUUUCUGAGAAAGAGACCGUUCACUCACACCGGAAGCUUUGCCGUCUUCAGUUGCAGCACACUUUGAAGGAAAGCCCAAACCUAGGAGUUCAAUUUUCAUUUUAAAUUAAUUCUGUGGAUCUGCUGUAUUUUUCCUGUCUCUGUUGCUGCUGGGGAGAUAUCCUACAGUGUGUCACAGCCAAAGGUUAACAUGUUUUGCUUCCUAACUGACUAACCAGAAACAGAAAUGGAUUUACGAAGCACACCCUAUCGUUCCGAAGUGGCCCGCUGGUCGCCCAAUGACUUGGCAGACUACUUUAGGAGGUUAAACUUCAAGGACUGCGAAAAAGUUGUUCGGAAACUUAACAUAACUGGACAAAGAUUUCUGAACAUGUCUGAAAAUGAUUUUCAGAAGUUUCCACAGCUAAAAGUUCCCAUUCUAACCAAACUAAAUCAGGAAAUAAAUCGACAUGAAGAAAAAAGAAGCAUCUUUCCUAAAAGAACACAGAUACAGAAAUCUCCUGAAAAUACAGAAUAUAAACAAGAGGAGGAGGAUGGCUGGUCCUCCUUUGAUGAAAGUGAUGGUUAUGAAAGCCCAGAUGACUAUCAGACAGGAGAUGCUGUUGAUUAUGAAACACCCAAUGAUCAAGACGGGGUUGACGAUGAAAAUGAGGCAGAGUAUGAACCCCCUCCAUCAAAUGAUGAGGAGAUCCUCCGCAAUACUAUAUUUCCUCCAAAACCGAUUCCGACCAUUUCAGAUUACAUAGACAGACCUGCAACAGAGAGAGGUAAACCAUCUCUCCAGCCUCCUGUUCCCCCCCAGAGGCCUAUCCCCAGCCCCAUACCAGGAGCAUCUCGAAACAGAAUCCGUGAGACACCUUUCAGUUCUCCUUCAAGCAAUAAUGACAGUUACAGAGACAAAAGUACAAAUCUCUUUAAACCACCAGUCGAUCGAAGCAAAAAACCACCAAUGGACCGACCUGGGCCAACCUUUGAGAGAGAAACCCUUGGAGCUGGCAAACGAGCUUUUCCUGACAUGGCUCUGACACCAAAGCUCAGAUCUCUGGCAGAAGACUUGGCAAAGAUACAGAAGCCUCCUCUGCCACCAACUGAGAGAUUUGAAAAAAACAGUCCAUCCUCUAGAAGAAUGCCACCAUCCACAAAGAGCAAUCAGAUGCUUGAAAGACAGACAGAAAUGGAAUCUGACAAUAUUCUCCAAAGGCCAGUUCCACAGCCAUCACCUCAGCCCUUCAACACCUUUCCUUCCAGAACCACUAAGUCUAAUAUAAUUCCUUUACCACCCAAAACGAAAUCUGAUCUACACACAGAAAGCAUUUCCUCAAGUGCAUCAUUACCACCCCGUCUUCUGCCAAGUAACCUCUCCAGAACUUUUUCCAAGACCCCAGCAGAUGGCAGACCACCAUUACCAAUUCCCAGUAAACCAAAUGCAGAAUUUCCUAAAGCUGAUAAUGAAAGAGGGGAACAAAUUUAUAAGGGUCAACAACAUCAAAAGUGGUAUGUUGCUGAUAUCACCCGGUCAGAUGCAGAAGUUGCUCUUAGGAACAUAAACCAGGACGGUGCAUUUUUAGUAAGAGACAGCUCCAAAAAAUCAAUUGAGCAGCCAUAUGUUCUAAUGGUGCUUUACCACAACAAAGUUUACAAUAUCCAGAUACGUUAUCAACAAGAGACUCAAGUCUACUUCUUGGGAACUAGCUUGAAAGGAAAUGAGGACUUCACUUCAGUGGCUGACAUUGUUGAUUACUUCAAACGAAUGCCCCUUUUGUUGAUAGAUGGAAAAGACCGAUGCUCAAAGAAGCAAUGUAUGUUAACAUAUGCUGCUGGUACUCUUUAGAGGAGAGAAUGCAUGAAGAUCAAGUUCAAGCUCCACUUUGUCUUUUCAAGUUAGAGGAGUAAUUGAUUUGUGUUGGAUGAACUGAGAUAAUUUCUUAUUUGUUUUUUUUUAUAUUACACUAUGAAUGUUAUUGUAUUAUCUUUCUUCCUCCCUUUUGGUAUGAAAGCUAUUAAGCACAUUCAUUUUUCACUGAAAAAAAUUGUAUGUGUGAUAUCUGUUGAUUGAAAUAUACUCUGUAGACUGUGUCAUAUUAUUAUUGAAUAUUUUUCUUCAAGAUGAAGAAAUCUUCUAAACAAUAGUUCUGUAUAUCUUUUCCAUAUAAAGAUUUAGUAACAGAUUCAUUCAAGAAUAACUUAACAGAUAUUUCCUGAUAUUAUUAAACCCAGCAUGCAUGCUAAUGUUUGUUCUUAGUGAAAACAUUUGUUUAUUGAGUUUAUUGAGUAUGAUCGCACCGAUUAAUUGCGGUCAGAAAGAGUCAAAAGGAUUUUUUGUGUGUGUGUAGUCAUUUUCUGUUUAAACAUUUGUUAAAGAACUAAUUGUUUCUCUUGCAGUCUUCAUUUGUAUCUUUCAAUCAAAGCUAUUGUAUAUUAUGAUUUAUAUCGUAUGAUAACAUACGAUAUAAAUAUGUUUUUAUUUCUUAUUGUUCUUGAAACUAUAAAAUGUAAAUUAAUUUCUGAAUCAAUCACUGAAUCUGGGUUUCAGAAUGGGUAGAUUUCUUGAAAAAAUAUUUUAGUGACUUAAGCAAACCUUUUAGUCAACAAUUGUUCAUUAUAUUUUUCUUGUACAGGACCAGAAUAUUAACAUUUUAAAAUUUGAUUAUAAUAGAAAAGUGGUUGGAUCUGCCUGCUGUAGUGUAAAGCUUGUAUAUUCUUACCUUAUCCAAAACAACAAGAACAUUUGACCAUCACACCAAAGCAUACUGUGGUGUCAGAAAAUCACAAGGAACCAUGCUCUUAAGAUACAAUGUUUGGUGGUAUUUUUCUCCACUUUAUUCAUUUAGAUGAAAUAAAAAUUCAUUAUUAAAUGUGAUUAAAAUUAAUUAUGGAAUAAA